Drosophila pseudoobscura is the source of this 1250-nucleotide messenger RNA. RefSeq names its product serine protease grass-like. The record is from RefSeq and is a predicted model, not a curated record. The transcript has 5 exons. Gene Ontology annotation, biological process: proteolysis. Gene Ontology annotation, molecular function: serine-type endopeptidase activity. The coding region runs from base 208 to 1158 and encodes 316 amino acids. NCBI's taxonomy places the organism in Eukaryota, Metazoa, Arthropoda, Insecta, Diptera, Drosophilidae.
ACAGCAUAGCCCAGCGAUUAGAAUUGAUUAGAAUGACGCCGAAAUCAAUUAGCUAAAAAAACGAGCACACGCGGGAAAAAUUCAAUCAAUUUUCCCAAAAAUCGACAGCUGCUGAUAAACAAGAAAUUAUGUAGAUGCGUGUCAGAUGGCAAUGGGACACCGCCUCAAAGUGAAGGCGAGUCCAGUGGCUUUUGAGGUGCCUAGGUUAUGUGGAGCUUCUGCGAAGUCGAUUUUAUGGGUUCUGAGAAACGAGCCUAUGUUUUCGCAUCAUCCAUCAGCUUCCAUCAGUAUCAUUUCGAUUCUUCCGCGAUGAAGUACGCAGGGACUUUGAUUCUGGUCCUAGCGGCAUGCCACGUUGUUGGAGCCCUGCGAUUUCUCGAACGUCGUUGCACCUCAAAGUCGCGACACCGUCGCCGACUUAUAGGAGGAGUUGAUGCCAAACUAUUUUCGACACCAUGGAUGGCAUAUCUGCAUCGAAAUGGGGAUUUUAUUUGCGGCGGAUCCCUCAUCACCUAUCGCUUCGUUCUCACUGCUGCGCAUUGUAGAAAGUUGGACGAGCAAAUAGUGGUGCGACUGGGCGAAUACGAUGUCGAUACACAGAUAGAUUGCAGAGAUCGAGGAUGCGCACUUCCCUUUGAAGACCAUGAAGUCGAGUCCUUUUAUUCGCAUCCCUCCUACACGACGAUCAAGCACUUCGAUAUAGCUCUCGUUAAACUCAAGACGAGGGUGGUAGAGCAAAACAACAUCACACCGAUCUGUCUGCUGUUGGACACCACGGACACAUGGCAGCGUUAUGUAGAUUCCAUUCAACAGUUUUCUGUGGCAGGCUGGGGCUGGACCAAAACGGAUUCGCUUAGCCACGUUCUCCAGACGGCGAAUGUCACGAAGGUUGACGAGUUCACCUGCAUUGGUGAUUUUGGUUUUGAAGUCGAUCAGAGUCACAUCUGUGCCGGGGAUCCCGCUCGCCAUACGUGCAACGGAGACUCUGGCGGCCCAUUGUUUGCAACAAUAAGCGAAGAUUUGGUGGACUACAACGUUCAGUUUGGGAUUGUCAGCUACGGAGAGAACCCUUGCAAAGGCGUGGGUGUAUUCACGAAUGUUAAAAGCUAUAUUCCAUGGAUCGAACACACCAUAAACAGGGCAAACACUGUAGCAUAAGAAAUAUAUUGAUGUUACAUUUUGGCAGUGAAAUAUAUCAACUACAGAUGCAUGCUUGUCUGCUAGGCAUCGUAUGUGAACAGGAUGAGCCA